GCUGAACACGUCGUGUUGACUCUCUCGAGAGGCGGACGGGUACGUGCCGCCCCUCCAUCCAUUCUAGCCUUCUAAUCUAAAAGCAUCCACGGGCUCUCUGGUGCGCUGCUUCUCGACUAGACGCCUCCUCCGGGGAACCCUCGUACAGGGCGGCGCGGGCCACAGCUCCAUAUUCCGGUCGACGGCGAGUCCACGAAGCAUCGGACGCCGGCGACGACACUGCAAUCCGGCGGUCCUGGCAGCAGGUGAAAGGGCCUAUUUGGUGUAAGAAUUUAUAUAUCCGCCCACUCAUUUAGUCAUCUGCAUCUUCUAAGUUGGGUGAAAAAAUAUGGAUGACGGGGAGAUAGAGCUUUCCAGCCAAAUGAUGUUUCCAAAUCCAGAGAUUCCAACCAGCCUUGAUGACUUCCUGCCAAGCAUCAGGACAACAUGCACACACACUCAUACUUGCAACCCGCCUGGUCCAUCGGCAACAGAGCACACCCAUACAUGCUACCACACUCACACCCGUGUCUUCAGCUCAGAUGAUGAUAGUUGUGGAGGUGACAAAGCCAAGCCAAAGAAGAGCCGCAAGCCAUUGGGCAACCGCGAGGCUGUCCGCAAAUACCGGCAGAAGAAGAAGGCUCAUACAGCACACUUGGAAGAGGAAGUGAAGAGGCUCCGUGUCAUUAACCAGCAGCUGGUGAAGAGGCUGCAAGGGCAGGCUGCACUUGAGGUGGAGGUGGUACGGUUGAGGUCGUUACUGGUGGAUGUGCGAUCGAGGAUCAAUGGUGCAUUGGGUAGUUGCCCGAUCCAAGCACAAUGUGGAGUUGAUAAUGUUUUGGGUUGUGAUGGAAUGGCUCAGUGCUUUGCUGGAAAGCCGGAGUUGGGUGUGAGACAGAGUUGUGCACCUUCUACAGUGAAUUGCCAUAUCAGCUCGGAUUCAGGGCAGAACCUGGUGGUGCCCCAUGCUUUAAGCCCUAGCGAUGUUAUUGGAAGCUUCAUGGUCUCAUCUACCUCAAAGGAUGAGUAGAUAUUGUAGGUAUUAUUUUGUUGAGUAAAUUGCAUAUUGGUCCAUGUUUUUUAACCAUGGUUUCACAUUGGACCACCAUUAACUGAAUGCUUUCACUUUACACCAGAUUUUAUUACCAAAAUGUAUCACUUUGGACCAGUGGUCCACUUGCCAGUGUGGCUGAGGGGAAAAAAAAAAGGAAACUUCUCGGUUGGGAAGGAACCAGCGAGUCCGCUGACUCAUCUCCUACCACACCGUUGAUCUCUUUCCAACUUCACCCAACCAUCUCAUGGCGGUGUGGGCAGAGAUCACGCUAAAGCCUUGGGGGCAACAUGGGGAGCUUGUGACUGGAAAGACUCGUGUGGAGGUCGAUGUUAGGCGACGUGAGCAAAGAGGAGCUCGUGUACGUCCAGGUACAGCAGAAGUCGAGUCACGGAGGCGACGGCGGUGGAGAGGAGCUUGAGCUCCGGGAUGGCGCGCGGGCAUCGGAGUAGCCGUGGAGAUCGAGGUUGAACCGGGACGGCAGAGAGGAGCUUGAGCCCAAGUACGAUGUGCUAGUGCUACUGAAUAUCGAGGUCAAGCGAGGUGCGACGACGGCGGAGAGGAGCUCUAGCUCGGGGACGACGUGCGGGCGUAGGUGAAGAACGAAGUCAAGCUAGCGAGGGCCGACGGCGGCGGAGAAGAGCUCGAGCUUGAGGACGGCACGCUGGGGCGACGGAGCCACGUAGGUCAAGCUGGGGUGGUGGAUAGGAGCUCGAGCUCAAGGACAGCUUGUGGGUGCUGAUGCCUGCUGGUGCCUGGAGGUCGACGUCGAGCGGGGGGAGACACGGCAGAGGUCAAGGCCGGGGGUGGCGCGUCGGCAUGGGACUAUGGGAGAGUUCGAGGUCAAGACGGGGCAUCAACGUCGAGCGGGGAGAGACACGGCAGAGGUCAAGGCCGGGGGUGGCGCGCCGACAUGGGACUAUGGGAGAGCUCGAGGUCAAGACGGGGCAUGACGACAGCGGAGAUUGAAAUCGAGACUGGGAAAUGCGUGUGUGCGGGAACAGGCGGAAGUCGAGGUCGAGCCACCGGACGACAUCGGCGGAGAUUGAAAUCAAGCCAGGGAAUGGCGUGCGAGUGCGGGCGGAAGUCGAGAUCAAGCCACCAGACAUCGAGCUUGAGCCUGAGACCGGCCGGCACGACGGGAACAAAAGUCGAGCUAGUGUGACGCCGUGUUGGCGGAGGUUGACCCCGUGCUGGCUGGACUACGAGCUUGAGAUGCGCGGGCGUCAGCUCUGUUAUAUAUGCUCGAGCUCUCUUAGGCGUCGUGGUCUUUGUGGUCUACAGCCAUCGAUGAAAACAGUUGGAGAUGAUCAGAUAGGGAUGAGAGAUUGGCUCUGAGAGACUGACUAUGGGCCAUACGCCCAAAGUGAAAGGUUUUGGUAUAAAAUCUGGCCUAAGGUGAAAACAUUAUAUUAAGGGUAGCCCAAAGUGAAACCAUGGUAAAAAAAUAUAGUCCAACAUGUAAUUUACUCUAUUUUGUUUCUAGCCUUUUUAUCAGAAGAUAAGACAGUAGUAUUACAGUGCCGUGGAGCCUGGAGGGUUGAUGCCUCGUUUCCUAGGUGGCAUUUUACCCCUGAAAUCUGGUGCAAGUUAGUAAUUAGUUUUCAGGUUCAUUAUCAAAUACAAAUUUUUGGUUUCUACGUAGUGUAAAAUGUCUUUGGUUUCUAUGCAGUGUAAAAUACACAUUUCCCCCUCUUUUCCAGAGAUAAUGUUCAGUUUUAGGAAUUUGUGUUUUAGGAGCUGUUAA
Messenger RNA from Oryza sativa Japonica Group (Japanese rice), 2777 nucleotides. NCBI's taxonomy places the organism in Eukaryota, Viridiplantae, Streptophyta, Magnoliopsida, Poales, Poaceae. The record is from RefSeq and is a predicted model, not a curated record.